AAAUCCACUCAUAUUUCCCUCAAUCGAGGAUCUCUCCUUCCCCCAUAAAUAGCAAUGGUGGGGAAGAUAACCCGAAAGUACUCCGCGGGUGGGUCCCACCACCCCGUCAUAAUAAUCGGCGCCGGCCCGGCCGGCCUCUCCACCGCCGCCUGCCUCUCCGUCCUCUCCAUCCCAUACGUAAUCCUCGAACGCGACAGCUGCAUCGCUUCCUUGUGGCGCCGCCGCGCUUAUAAUCGCCUUAAGCUCCACCUCGCCAAACGCUUUUGCCAGCUCCCCCACAUGCCGUACCCCGCCGGCACCCCCACGUACAUUCCCAAGGACAGGUUCAUUGAGUAUCUGGACGACUACGCGGCCAGGUUCGACGUCCGGCCGGAGUUCGGGUGUUUUGUGGAGUCUGCGGUUUAUAGGGAGGGGGAAGGGGAGUGGGGGGUGAGGGUGAGGAGGGUGAAUGGGGAGGAGAGAGAAUACGUGGGAGGAUAUGUGGUGGUUGCCACGGGUGAGAACGGCGCGCCACACGUGCCGGAGUUUGAAGGAAUGGGAGGGUUCGAAGGAGAGGUGGUGCACUCUGCGGAUUAUAAGAGUGGGGAUAGGUAUAAAGGCAUGAGAGUUCUGGUUGUUGGGUGUGGGAAUUCGGGGAUGGAGAUAGCUUAUGAUCUUGCCAGCCAUGGAGCAUUCACGUAUGUUUGUGCCAGAAGUAAGUUCCACGUGAUGAGCAAGGAGAUGAUUUAUUGGGGAAUGGUUCUUUUGGAUCGUAAGAUGCCGCUGUGGAUUGUUGAUAAGUUCUGCGUUUUCCUCAGCGAGCUUCGGUAUGGAGAUCUGUCCAAGUUUGGGAUCAUUAGACCGAAGGAUGGGCCAUUUUUCCUCAAGGCCACCUUGGGUAAAUCGCCUGUUAUAGAUGUUGGGACUGUUCACAAAAUCAAGACGGGUGAAAUUCAGGUCUUGCCAGGAAUUUCAUAUUUUGAGGGGGGCAAUUGUGUAAAAUUCACAAACGGAGCAUCGCACCGCUUUGAUGCCAUAUUGUUUGCCACCGGAUAUAAGAGCAUAGCCAACAAAUGGGUUCAGGAUGAGACCAACUUCCUGAAUGAACAAGGGCUUCCAGCUAAAAAAUUUCCAGAUCACUGGAAGGGAGAAAAUGGAAUUUAUAGCGCAGGCUUGUCGCGCCGAGGACUAGAUGGGAUAGCAAGUGAUGCUAGGCUUAUAGCUAAUGAUAUUAACAUGAUCAUGAAGAGCAAAAGACCCUUCACAAACCAUACAUAUGAGGCAUGUAAAGAGAACUAGAGGACAACCUUUCCCUCAAUGAUUGAGUUAUGUUUGUCAAGCUAGCCAAUCCUAUUUGAUUUGUGGUGAAGGAAAAAAUAUUACAUAUCAGAGAGUAGUGCGCUGAGAGUGUACUACAACACAGUAUAUAAUAUUUUCUCGUGUUAAAGAUGUGUUAUUGCUAGAUUUUGUAAAGCCUAGCAAGUAUUAGUAAUUGCAUUGCAGUUGCUAAGAAGCGGGAGAAUUUUUAUUUUUUAUUUUUUGAGGGAACAAGUAUGAAAUUUAAUAAUUGGAAAU
Messenger RNA from Phalaenopsis equestris, 1554 nucleotides. RefSeq names its product probable indole-3-pyruvate monooxygenase YUCCA11. Gene Ontology annotation, molecular function: NADP binding; flavin adenine dinucleotide binding; N,N-dimethylaniline monooxygenase activity. The transcript is spliced from 5 exons. The record is from RefSeq and is a predicted model, not a curated record. The coding region runs from base 55 to 1278 and encodes 407 amino acids. Lineage: Eukaryota; Viridiplantae; Streptophyta; Magnoliopsida; Asparagales; Orchidaceae.